CUUAUGUUUGUACAUAAUGCUGUAGCUGCUUUAUAUCCCUUGCGUAGCUGUCAACCUUUCACCGUCAAGAUAGAGAAUAAAGUACCAAAUUAGAGAAAGACUCCAAAUUACGACUCAUUCUUUUGAGUAGCUGUGUGUUAAUGUAGAAAGGUGAUCGAAACGGGGCAGAGCUCUCAACGAAUCAAAAAUACUGAAAUAAUCAAGGGCAAUUUUACAAUAUAAGUGCUAUUAGCAUGAGACAUUGACAGUACAGAAUAUGAAUCAAUACACCUUUUCUAAAGUAAAAUUAUAUUACUCUAAUGUCGUUAUUUAUUAAAUGUAAUUCACCACCUUUUCACCAAAAGUCGUGCGUUUUAUGAGAAACUGAGGGACAGAGCUAAAAUAUGAGUAAAAAUCAUGUACCAUGGACAACUGAGAGGUAUGAUGAACAUGACUUUUUGGGAUUGCCAGUAGUUGCUAGCUGUAUCCUGUGAUCAACAUCUCUUCUCAAUAAAACAGGUAUCGGAGGGAACAGAGUAAGAGUUGUGGCAGAAUAAGGACCGUCCCUAAACAUUAGAGACAGUUGACAGGGACACUCAUAUUUUGCCAGAGUUGCGUGUUACAUAUUCCACAUAAAAAUGCCGUACAGCAGUUGGCAUAUUCGCUGACUAUACAAUACGUUUGUGUGAGACAAAGUAACGCAACAAGCAUGUAGACACUAAAUGGCGAAAUGGUAAGAUAUUCAGUUAUGGGUCGGAUUGUGGUAAGUAGGUGAGGAAGCAUGAUUUACUCCCUACUAAAUAGUGUGCAAUUGAAAACAGGAAAUUAGCUGUUUAAAAUGUUAACGAUGGUUUUGGUAGAAACGGAACGUUUCCACUGAGCAGAAAGUAAAGUUCCACACCUGUGUUUAUCUUCCUGUUAGAACUUACUUCACCCGGAUAUUUAUAGAGGUCGGACCAACAUGUCUGCUGCUAUAGCGGCUCUCGCUUCUUAUGGUUCCGAUUCUGAGUCGGAUGAUAAUCAGCUUCAGGACAGAGACAAUGUUGCAAAAGAUGAAAGUCUUAUUCAUUUAAAGCCAUUGCCUAGUGGCAUCAGGUCGUUGCCUUUGGUUUUGAAUGCAGCGCCGGAAGUGGCUGUGAAAGAGGAUGUGGAAACAGGAACGCAUUUGGACCCCUCCACAAAUGAGGUCUGUUUCAAUCCUACAUAUGAUACCAUGUUUGCACCAGAGUUUGGCCCUGCCAACCCAUUUACAACACAGCAGAUGAGUGCACCACGAAAUAUGUUAUCAGGCUAUGCAGAACCAACUCAUAUUAAUGAUUUCAUGUUUGAACAGCAACAGAGGACCUUUGCAACUUAUGGGUAUGCCUUGGAUCCCUCCAUAGACAUAAAUCAAGGACCCGAAAGCACUUAUAUUGGAGCAGUGGACAAAGCUGAAAAAAAUCAAGGGUUAACUGUUUUUGAGUCACGGACAGCAAAGAAAGAGAAGAGAAAAAAAUUUAAAGAAAAUGAUGCAUCAAAUAUUGAUGGAUUUCUUGGUCCUUGGGCAAAGUACGUGGAUGAAAAAGGUGUGGCCAAACCUACAGAGGAAGAGCAAAAAGAACUUGAUGAGAUAACAGCUAAACGUCAGAAGAAAGGCAGACCAGAAGAGGAGAAACCUGCAGAAGAAAAGACUAUUCUACAUGUCAAAGACAUGUUCGACUACCAGGGCAGAUCUUAUCUUCACAUUCCUCAAGAUGUGGGGGUUAACUUGCGUUCUACAGAACCACCAGAGAAAUGUUACCUUCCCAAAAAACAGAUCCAUGUGUGGUCUGGACAUACUAAGGGUGUCAGUGCUAUCAGGUUAUUUCCACUGUCUGGCCACCUAUUACUGUCUUGCUCAAUGGACUGCAAAAUUAAGUUGUGGGAGGUUUAUGGUGAGAGGAGGUGUAUCCGUACUUUCAUUGGUCAUAAUAAAGCUGUACGUGAUGUCUGCUUUAAUAAUGCAGGGACUCAGUUCUUGAGUGCAGCCUACGACCGAUAUAUUAAGCUUUGGGAUACAGAAACAGGACAGUGUAUUUCAAGAUUUACCAACAGGAAGGUGCCAUACUGUGUCAAAUUCAAUCCUGAUGAAGAUAAACAAAAUCUUUUUGUAGCUGGUAUGUCUGAUAAGAAGAUAGUGCAGUGGGAUAUUCGAAACGGAGAAGUUGUGCAAGAAUAUGAUAGACAUCUAGGGGCUGUCAACACCAUCACUUUUGUGGAUGAAAAUCGUCGUUUUGUGAGCACUUCUGAUGACAAGAGUCUCCGAGUGUGGGAAUGGGACAUUCCUGUAGACUUCAAAUACAUAGCAGAACCAAGCAUGCAUUCGAUGCCUGCUGUUACUCUUUCACCAAAUGGGAAAUGGCUGGCUUGCCAGUCAAUGGACAACCAGAUUUUAAUCUUCGGAGCUCAGAACAGAUUUAGGCUGAACAAGAAGAAAAUAUUUAAAGGGCAUAUGGUUGCUGGAUAUGCCUGCCAAGUAGAUUUUUCUCCAGACAUGAGCUACGUGGUCUCUGGUGAUGCUGAUGGGAAACUUAAUGUGUGGGACUGGAAGACAACAAAACUGUACAGCAGACUUAAAGCCCAUGACAAAGUAUGCAUAAGUGCUCUUUGGCAUCCUCAUGAAACAUCUAAGGUCAUAACAUGUGGCUGGGAUGGAGUUAUAAAACUUUGGGAUUAAAUGCCUGAUGAAAACAGCAAAAGUUUUACAUCUUCUGUUGAGAUGUGUGGCUUAAAUCAACAAGAAUGCAUGUAGGUGUUUACUCAGUAAUGAUUGCAUUAUGAAGUGACUGUCUUGAAGAUGCAGGAAUCCAAGUUUAACAAAACUGUGGUGUUUCUUUUUUUUUAAAUAUAAGAACCAUCUUUGAAGAUCAACUACAGCAAUUCUGUCUCAUCUGCACUUCUUACCUGGUAAACCCUCUUGAAGGUCAGCAAGCUGUGUACAGUACUGAAUAUUAUCUUCUUGAAGGUGUAAUAUUUUAUAGUAUUUUACAAUAAAAUGUGCUUUAAAAGUGA
This is a messenger RNA of Protopterus annectens (West African lungfish), 3009 nucleotides long. RefSeq names its product cell division cycle 40 (gene CDC40). The coding region runs from base 941 to 2674 and encodes 577 amino acids. Lineage: Eukaryota; Metazoa; Chordata; Ceratodontiformes; Protopteridae. The record is from RefSeq and is a predicted model, not a curated record. The transcript has 15 exons. Gene Ontology annotation, molecular function: mRNA binding; protein binding. Gene Ontology annotation, cellular component: catalytic step 2 spliceosome. Gene Ontology annotation, biological process: mRNA splicing, via spliceosome.